AUGGCCUCCGUCAAGAUCUUCUCUCUGGCUGUCAAGACACUCGCCAAGCCAAUAGCCAACACCAUCAAAGCUCAGGCCACCCAACAUGAGACCUUCCGAACAAUAUGUAUGGGCCUCGCACAGAGAAUGCACAGGACAGAAGCUCGGAUGCGUAUGGGUCUCCUGAAUGCGGAAGCAGGGAAUGUCAAGCCGCUAAACGAUACUCGAGCUAUCCAAAAUGGAGCCACCACACUAGCCGAAACAUUCCUCUUUCUAGUCGGUGCAGGUCUGAUAGUCGGCGAAUCAAUACGGUCCUCGAAGAAAGAAUCGAAACGGCGCGAUAAGGUUUCGGAUAGACUGGAUGAACUGGAAGGGGAAGUGAAGCGGCUGAAUGGGCUAUUGGAUGAGGAAAGAGAGAAGGGGAAGGGGAGUGUGGAGGAAAUACGAGAUAGGAGCGACGGUAUGGAAAGGGUGGUAACCACUAUCGUCCAGAACGGACUCAAAGCUGGAUGGUUAUCAUUAGGACACAAGGACGGCGAAGAAGGAGAUAUCAUGAAGCUGUUAGAGGCGAACAAGACCAGAUCUCAGGUGGACGCAUAG
Molecule: messenger RNA, 579 nt
Organism: Cryptococcus amylolentus CBS 6039
Lineage: Eukaryota; Fungi; Basidiomycota; Tremellomycetes; Tremellales; Cryptococcaceae
Exons: 5
Coding region: 1-579 (192 amino acids)
Biological process (GO): regulation of lipid metabolic process
Cellular component (GO): mitochondrion
Source: RefSeq, a predicted model, not a curated record